AUGUUCGCCCGUCCGUUCCGUCAGAGCGGUGUUAUUAAGAUGUCGACCUAUCUGCGAACAUUCAAAGUGGGCGACUAUGUGGACAUUAAGGCCAAUGGUGCCAUCCAUAAGGGCAUGCCUCACAAGUUCUACCACGGUCGCACUGGCCGUGUGUACAACGUCACCAAGCGUGCCGUUGGUGUGCGUGUGAACAAGGUGGUGGGCAACCGUGUUAUCCACAAGCACAUUAAUGAGAAUGAGCUGAAGAAAAAAGAGGCUCGUGCUACUGGUGUCCGUGCUCAGAUUAAGCGUACCCCUGCGCUGCCCAAGGCCGCUUACACGCUCAAGACUAAUGGCGUUAAGCCCAUCACCAUGGCUGCACAGCCAUUCGUGGACCUCAUUGGAGUGCACUCAAUUUGUGACGGGCUAGCUCAAACUCUCGGGCUUUUUUCUAAUUUUAACGAGCUGAACAUAAUGAAAGAACGAGUCAAACUUUUCGACAUUUUCACAUCCAUUCCGCCAUUUUGUGCCCCUUCGCCACCUCCAAGGAUGAACAUGCCGAUGGACGACGCAUCGAUGGAAAAAUACGCCGAUUUUCUGGACAAUCUUGAAAAAACAGAUCCGGAAGGCUACAGACAUCUCAUUGACACAAUGCAAAACCAAUUGCAAGCCGCAGAGGAUCCGAUAAAUUCAUCAGGAGUUGACGCUGACGGUGCACUCUUGGAUAUUCUCAAGAAUGUGACUGAGGUACGGGGAGGUGCUGCCAACAUUGAUUCGCCAGAUUUCAACCCGCGGUUUCCUGGUGAUAAGGUAAUGGGGAAAGACGGAUUAAAGACGAGUUUAGAGGGGAUGUACAUAGAAGUCAAAGCUGGCUUUGUUAUCAAGACAACUGACGUCAAAUCCAGGAAAAAGGUUUUCGUAAACGUAGUGUAUGCUGAUGAGAUUCAAGAGUUUUCGGGUAAAAAAAAGCUGGAUGAUGAGGGGAAGGAGCAAGAAGGAAUUCAUGUACCACUUAGUCUUGGCGCUCCACAUGAAGUGAAAGAUAAGAAUGGAGUGGAAUCGCUGGCUUUUGACGUUGCAGUGAACACGAAAGUUGUAGACGAUUGCCGAGCCGAUAAAUCCGGCGCAUUUCGAAAUUUUGUUUGCGAGCUUGCGAUCGAAUACAUCGACCAGAAGUACAAAAUCAAGCUUGAUGGUCGCUUUAAGCUGCCAAGACUGACGUAUCGUGGAGAGCUACCGCCUCCUAGGCACUAUAUACGCAAAACUCAGGCACCAAUUAUUCAGGAAGUUACUGCAGAUAAGACGAUUGGAUCAAAAAAUAGCAAGGCAAAAGCUGCUUUAUCAAAAUCAGCGAAAACAGCUACAGCAAAAUAUGAGAUUUAUGAAGUAUACAAUGGAAAUCGUUUGGUGUGUACAAGACUUCCUUCUGUUUCAAAGGGCAGUACACCUUUGUCACAAGAGGUGUUGGAACAAGCGCAAAAUCAAUUAGUUGUCGUGAUUCUGUUUCCGAACAAGAUUUAUACGGCGAAUGACAUCCAACUAGAAUUGCACGCCGAGCUAUUGAGUAUCAAGGCACCUACUCAUCAUGACUUGGACGUCUUUCUUCCGUAUCCCGUAGAUAUUUCCUCUGCCAGCGUUUGCUUCAAUCAGGAUAAUAACGCGCUGGAGAUGUCGCUUGUAGUCGAUAAAUCUUGGAACAGUAUUGCAUCCGACUGUGGUUCCGCGCCCUGGCUACUCGCAAGAGCGCUUCACGAGGACAAUGAAGUUGAAGAUGGCAGCAAUGUAGAAAAAGCUGCUGAUCUUGUCGGCAAAAACCCAAUGUCACUUGUGGAGAAAUUUCAUCUUGUGAAUACAACGAAGUCGCAUGAUAAAGCAAUUGGUGAUAGACUCGCAACAAAAGCGACUCCACGAUGGGAUCCCGUUCUAGAAGAUGAAGAGUUGCCUGAAGACCGAUUUCAUCGCAAAGAUAUGAUGUCUAUGCAUAUUCUCGAGCAGCGACGUGCUGAGCGUGAACAAAAGGCGAAAGAAGCUGAUCAAAAACAGAGACAAAGGCGUGCAGAGGUUGAGAGUAUGCAAAGGAAGGCAGCAGAAGCUGGUAAAACAUGGCGUGAGAUGUAUCCGAACGAGCCAGAAACAACUUACAUAGAUGUCGAGGAAAUUGUCCGACAGGAAAAGGAAAGACUUGACCGUCAUUUGGAAAAAAAGAAAAUGGAAGAGGAAGAUCCAUCCAGUGAGUUCAUGCCUACAGAGGAUGCAAUUCGAGCAGCUAUGAAAUGGUCUGAAUCCAGAGCAAACAGAAAUCUUGAUUUGCAAUCCGCCUUGGCAUUCGAUUUGCUCUAA
This is a messenger RNA of Plasmopara halstedii, 2319 nucleotides long. RefSeq names its product 60s ribosomal protein l21-1. Bases 1 to 2319 code for a protein of 772 amino acids. The record is from RefSeq and is a predicted model, not a curated record. Lineage: Eukaryota; Oomycota; Peronosporomycetes; Peronosporales; Peronosporaceae. Gene Ontology annotation, cellular component: ribosome; cytoplasm. Gene Ontology annotation, molecular function: structural constituent of ribosome. Gene Ontology annotation, biological process: translation. The transcript has 11 exons.